AUGUUCUCGGAGAGGCGGUUCGCCUCAGCACGACGUCCUCUCGGCGGUCCGUUUCUGUCACACGAUGGGACCACGAUAAAAACGCAAGUUUGGUGGGCGGGCGGACUCACGAUUUGCCCAUAGCUAACUAUGAGCCUCGACGACUACGUCAGAUACGAGAUCCCGGGGGGCAGGUUUGGCUCAGAACCGGCGGAGGAGCGAGAUUGCGUGGUGGUGGGUGGCCUGCGUUUGUCGCGAUGUGAGUCGUGGGACGGCGUCGGCGGCAAGAACACAGUGUCGUCGCUCGGAACGGGUGGGCCGAUGCCGGCGCAGGCGAAAAGGCACUACUGGUCGCCGAGGAAAAGAAAAGGCGUUGGGUCGAACGGAUCGUGGAUUCUAGGCGACGGCGGAAGGGAGCGGCGCGUGGUCGACGACUUCAAAGGAGGAACAAGGCUGGCGACAGAUGCAUAGAUGCGCUCCAAGGGCGGGGGAGGGGAAAGAAAUAAAGGGCCCAGGAUGCUGUCGCCUGUCGGUGGUGGUGGCCAGGCACUUUGGUGCAAAGGUGCUUGCUUCUGACGCUGGCGGGGGGGACAGGACCCGAUGAUUGCUCAGAAAGUUGGCGGUGGGGGGAUGGGCGGUUCCCUGUACGAAAGUAAAGG
Messenger RNA from Colletotrichum acutatum, 638 nucleotides. RefSeq lists its product as uncharacterized. Lineage: Eukaryota; Fungi; Ascomycota; Sordariomycetes; Glomerellales; Glomerellaceae. The record is from RefSeq and is a predicted model, not a curated record. The coding region runs from base 130 to 450 and encodes 106 amino acids. The transcript has a single exon.